CGUUGUCUUGACAUCUUAUUGAAUGUCAGUCCGUUGAGUAGGAAAAUUCGGGAAAUAUUCACGUAAACCCUACCAACGAACUCGAACUUUGCGCAUGGCUAGAGUGCAUGUUGCAUCUUGUAAAGUAGGUACAAUUGGUUUCAAAAGAAGCUGCAGUAUCCCGCCCGCGUCUCUCAAACCUGCAAAAAUGACGGGGCGAACGUGGAUGCUUUGCAUCGUGGUCUUGACGCUUGGCUAUGUUUCGUUGGUGCAAGGCUUUCCUUUAAUAAAUAGGUUCCGUUCAGAACCUCUCAUAAGCGCAACAGAUGAAAGGUCAUCGGUAGCUGCUGUCAGCUCAACGAUGCUCACGGGAGCCAGCCUGGAGCUCUCAAAAAAUAGCCCGGCGGGCAUCGCGAUUGGAGCGCGGCAGAGGCUCUUUGACUACUCCAUCGGCGUAGCUUUCAUGUUCCUCAGCCAGAAAUUGCAGGGCCAGAGCGUGCCUGACGUGUCAAAGCGGUUUAGCAUCCCCGUCGUCGGCUCUUUUGACCUGCAGCUGACUAAUAUCGUCGUCACGGACUUUGCAUGUUCCGCCAGCAGUGCCAAUCUCACCAUCCUGGGAGACGGCUUUUUUCACCUACUCGCCAGCGACAUCGCUGCGAACCUCACCUUCCAAUGGCACUGGACCAAGGGGGCGCUAUCAGGCAGCGGCGAGGGCGAGCUGAUGCUGAGCGGUGGCACGAUCGACUGGGUGUACGAAGUGCACAAGGACGAGCAGCUGCAGAAGCCUCAGCUCCUGGUGGUUACCGCCAAUAGUAACUUUGACUCGGUGGACAUCAAGAUCCAUUCGUACUCCGCGGACUGGCUCUACCAGGCGGUGCUGACCCUAUUCAACGAGGCCGUGAAGCGCCAGGUGCAGCGGAUUGUCGCGUCCGCUCUGGACAACGACGUGCCUGACCGGAUCAACGCCGUGCUGGGCUCCCUCCCUACCCGACUGGACGUCCGCGGACUGCCUUUCAGCGCCUCCUUCGAGUACUCCAUCUACACCGCCGCCUUCGUGCUGGUGAAGGGCUUUGGAGAGGUGGAGGUGCCGCAGGCGCCGACGGCAGACGCAGCAGCUGCUGGCGCCGUCGCCGGCGCCGACGGGUGGCCAGCCGUGGUGACCAGCCGCCGCCGGUACCUCCGGGGGAGCCAGCAGCGGCACCGCCGCCUUGGGGACGUGGGCGUGGACCAGAUGACGGAGUGUCCGUUUGAGACGUCGCAGCUGCCCCUGAACGGGGUAGAUAUCGCGGCGGAUGGCAGCCAGGUUUCCAUCUACGUCCACGAGGCAACUGUCAACUGCUUGCUGUGGGGACUGUACGGCAGCGGCAAGUUGGCGCUGAGUGUGCGGGACGGCACGAUUCCCGGCCUGAUCAUCACGACGGAUGUUUUGUCGUUGCUGGUUCCGGAGCUUCCCAAGAAGUACCCCCACCAGCGCAUGAUCAUCAAUGUUGAGGCGCUGGACGUGCCGUCCGUGUCAUUUGGCGCUGACAACACCGGCGCCACUCUGUCGGCUUACUAUCGUCUGUCCCUGGUGGUGGCCAACGAGAGCUUGGGCAACCCAGAGGUGGUGCGCCUGGCGGCGAAUCUGACGCUCAACGGCGCCUUUGACUGGGACAGCACCGACAUUCGGGAGGUGACGGCGCGGCAUGUGGUGGAGGUUUCGGAGCUGUCGGUUCCGGCGGAGCAGUGGGACAACACCGUCAUGUGGCUACUGGAGAGCUACGGGCCGCUGCUGUCGCUGCGCCAGGUGGUGGAGAUGGCGGUUCGCACACCCAUCACGUCGAUGGUGUCGCUGGCACGGGCGCAGGCGGCCACCUGGGAGCGCUGGUACGCGCUGUCCACGGACGUGGAGCUGCGCCUGCCGCCACCAGCGGUGCCAAAAUCAUGAACACAUCACCAGCAUCCUUUUCAGCAGAGAGAUAUAGUCGGAUAUCGGUUCACUGGGGGGAGUGUAGCUUCAGGUUGCUUAGGGGUCCUUGAUCAGGGUUUAGGGCUUCAUGGUCCAACCGGUGGCGGUGUUGAUGUUGCGUGUGGAUUGUGGCGGUGCAGCAUGGAUCCUGGCGUACUUGGCUGCUGUUGAAUGCUGAGUUUUUACGUAGACCAGGUCAGAAGAAACAAGCUCAGGAGGGAUGAUUGUGAGUUACAGCUCGCCCGGGAUGGAUGCAGGAUGGAGAGGAACGGAAGCGGAGAGGUGGUUUGGAGGUGUGUGAGGUCAUGCCCACAGCGCUACGGUGGCAGGUAGAUGGGGUUUUGGAAAAGUGAGCGUGUGGCAUGGAAACAUGCGUGUGUGAUGCUGUAAGCAGAUGUAUGUGCCGUACAGGGGGGGACUACCAAACGGUGGUGCGCCAAAUUGUAGGUCGUGGUCAAAGGCUCGCGAAGCGUAGUAGUGUCCCGGUGCGAGGUGCGGGUGUAGCAAUCCAUACGAGGUUUUGGCCCAUCGUAUUUGCACCGCGACUCUUUUGAACCGCGGAGAAGUAGAUGUGUGAAUGUGUGUUGGGAAGUGUACUUUUCUGGAGGUGCGCUGCGGGCUCCGUCCCUGUUCAAAAGUGUAGGUAAUGUCGCGUGCUUGGAAGGGCUGGAAAGCUGCUUUGACCCGGAAGGGUCUUCGCUGGCAACAGCGAGUUGAGUGCUCUCUGCUCUCUGGAGCUCUCCCGGUGGCCUUGCGGUAUCUCGCGAGUGAUGUUUCUGAUGCAGCAAGAAAGAGAUACUCCAGAAUAAAGCCAACGCUACUACUCAUACCUGCUGAUUAACACCCGUGUCAAUAUGGGUUUGCCAUCAAAUAGGCUAGACAAAUAUCAGCACAACUAUGAAUUGUUUGGCUGCUCUGUGAUGUGUGCUGCCAGGGCUGGCAGGCAGGCGCAGGGACGGAUGAGCGUAAUGCUGAAUGAAAGUAUUGUGCAACAUUUGAUAGUGUUAGGGAGGUACGUAAAAUUUCCGGUGGUACGUUAAGGUCGCGGACAAUUUACGCCUACUUUUGUAACAGUCGAACCGUAU
Molecule: messenger RNA, 3012 nt
Organism: Volvox carteri f. nagariensis
Lineage: Eukaryota; Viridiplantae; Chlorophyta; Chlorophyceae; Chlamydomonadales; Volvocaceae
Product: BPI/LBP/CETP N-terminal domain protein
Exons: 9
Coding region: 95-1906 (603 amino acids)
Molecular function (GO): lipid binding
Source: RefSeq, a predicted model, not a curated record